Messenger RNA from Serpula lacrymans var. lacrymans S7.9, 759 nucleotides. RefSeq lists its product as uncharacterized. NCBI's taxonomy places the organism in Eukaryota, Fungi, Basidiomycota, Agaricomycetes, Boletales, Serpulaceae. The transcript is spliced from 4 exons. The coding region runs from base 1 to 759 and encodes 252 amino acids. The record is from RefSeq and is a predicted model, not a curated record.
AUGCCACAACCUCUUCAACAUAACCCUUUUGAUAUCGUUACUCAGACUCAAUAUCACAAUGUAUAUGCCGCCUGUCUGGCGUUCGAAGCUGCGGCGACUACUGGCACACCUCCUAUUCAAGUUGGUGGCAUCGACACAUUAGUCCUUGCUCGAGUUCUUGGUUACAUAUUGAUACACGCCCCUAAUGAUACUACCUUGACAAACCUAAGCAACGAAAUAGCGGAUGCUUAUGCCAUGGGUCUGGAGGCGUUGGCCGAUCUGGGGUUGCAUUACAUCAACGUGUUCAUCCGGUGCUUCAAGAGAGCAAACGGUCGUACGCCAGCGCCAUCAGAACAUCCCUCUCGGCCGUCGUUUGAUGACACUCGAGAUUUUAUGAUGCACAUCUCACAACAGUCACCCAAAGACCAUCAAACAGUUAAACGAUUAGUGCGUCCAUUUUUAUCCAAAUCUCACCAUAAGGAUCCUGCUCACGAGGCGCACGCUGGUUAUCUUGCUGCGUUACCCAACCGAACAAGUAGCACUGAAUGUGCUCAUAUCAUUCCCGAUUACGUGAACCGCGAUAUCAGUGGACCGAUUGCAGGUGGCUCCAAACAUCACCACACUAGCACUGUGUGGGCUGUUUUGAGCUGCCUUGGCCUAACAUUCGGCUGGGAAGAGCUUAUAGGCAACGAAAUCCAUCGUGUCGAGAAUGUCUUGACUCUUGAUCCUACCGCCCAUAGUUUGUUCGAUAAUCUCGACCUUUGGUUGGAUGCACUGUGA